Molecule: messenger RNA, 1284 nt
Organism: Capsella rubella
Lineage: Eukaryota; Viridiplantae; Streptophyta; Magnoliopsida; Brassicales; Brassicaceae
Product: spindle and kinetochore-associated protein 1 homolog
Biological process (GO): chromosome segregation; cell division; mitotic cell cycle
Cellular component (GO): spindle microtubule; mitotic spindle; outer kinetochore
Molecular function (GO): microtubule binding
Source: RefSeq, a predicted model, not a curated record
GAAGAGGAGAAAGAUCCUAUCAAAAGAAAAAAGAAGAGGAGAAAGUAGAAAAGUCAAAUUCUGCGAUUUCUAAUUUGUAAAACCUAAAGUGGGACAGAUACUCUCGUAUUGGGAGAGAGAUUGAGAGAUUCGUGAGAAGCAUGGAGGGAGCUCAAGCUGGAUCUACUCUAGAUUCGUUGAUAGCUUCGUUCCAGAAACGAAUCGGCGAAUUGCAGGAACUCAUCAUCGCUCGGAACAUGUAUCCGGCGAGAAGCAUCUCGGAUUUAUCGGCGAUUGACACGGCGCUGAGCUCGAUGGAGCUUCAGGUUCAGUCGAUCAAGGACCGGUUGCGUGAAGAAACUGAAGCUAUUCCGAAAGCCAAGAAACUUAUUGAGGCAUCACUGAAACAACAAGCGAAAUUGCAGAAGAUGUCUAUUUAUGCACUCCCUGACAAGGCUACUAUGUUGAAUUCAGACUUAAAUAGAUGUUUGCUCCAAGAAAAUGCCAAGCAGUAUGAGCAUAAUCCUGGUCUCAGCUCUUUGAAAUCUGAUGAGGAAGCAGUUGUUUUACCCAAGGAGAAGAAGGGUCGCGGGUCUCCUCCACUUUGGCACAUAACUGUUGAAGAGCUCAAUUCCCUCUCAUCAUACAUGAGAGGAAGACUCACCCUUGAAAAGGUGAAUGCGGCCAUCAGUGACAUGGCUUCGUAUGCUGAAGCAAAUGCUCAUCUUAUUGCAGCCCCAAAGCAGAAGCUGGCGGAAAACCUCUGGGAGAAAGCACUGAAACUACGAGAUAUUGUAACAGCGCAAGCAGUGAAGGGCAAACAUUUCUUUCUUGAAACUGACAUGAAGGGACCAAGUUUGAAACUAGACAACACAGGAAAAGCAAUACUUACUGUACUUCGUCACCUUGGUCGUAUUAGUGAGACUCGCAUUGGUCAAAACCGGGUCAUCAUUCUAAUGAAGCCUCAUUAGAAGAAACUAACUUGGCUCAAGUUUGUUCAUUUUCACAAGACUAAGGCCUAGUGAGAAGGCCCAGAAUCAAACUAUGUUACCGUCCGAGAGUGGAGCUCGGCGUCGUUGUCGUGACUUCGUCGGUUAAAUCGAGAACGUUGCAGACGCGGAGAAACCCUGAGAGUCCUCUCUGUCUCAUUAUGACGUCACUAAUCUACAAAAGCAAACAAACAAACCAUGUGUUUGUGUUUUCAGAGACAUUUACGUGUAAAUAUAUGAUCGUACACGCUAGGCGUGUUAAUUAAAAAAAAAAAAAAGCAACCAAAGGAAACAACAAAAACAUGUUUAGCUAUUA